This is a messenger RNA of Onychostoma macrolepis, 2616 nucleotides long. RefSeq names its product interferon-induced GTP-binding protein MxB-like. Gene Ontology annotation, cellular component: cytoplasm; nucleus; microtubule. The record is from RefSeq and is a predicted model, not a curated record. Gene Ontology annotation, biological process: defense response to virus. Gene Ontology annotation, molecular function: microtubule binding; GTP binding; GTPase activity. Lineage: Eukaryota; Metazoa; Chordata; Actinopteri; Cypriniformes; Cyprinidae. The transcript has 12 exons. The coding region runs from base 358 to 2265 and encodes 635 amino acids.
UUAAGACUGGUUUUGUGGUGCAGGGUCAUAUAUGUGUUCAUCUGUCGUCUAUGUAGAAACAAAUGUAAACAAGUUUAAGCCUUUAUUUACCCCCCACUUUGUCAAUACAGUGCCCUUACGAUAUGAUUUUCUUAAGUCUUUCCAUUUAUUGAAUGAUGAAACCAUGAAUGAGAGAAACGAAACUAUAUUGUACCAUCCAGGAAAUGAAACCUACCACCAGAGUAAACAACAGGUGUAGGACUCACCUUACAAGAAACAGCAUCACGCUGGGACUAGUUCAUAACGAGUGCACAGCGUCUGACAUUUUGCCGUGUUGUGAAAAGAAGGAUUUCUCUGUUAUUUUGACGUUAUUUAAAGAUGGAGAAAAUGAGUUACACGUUCAGUCAGCAAUAUGAGGAAAAAAUCCGUCCGUGCAUCGACACUAUCGACAAUUUACGGUCUCUGGGAGUCGAGAAGGACCUGGCGCUGCCUGCCAUCGCUGUCAUUGGAGACCAAAGCUCAGGAAAGAGUUCAGUUCUGGAGGCGCUGUCCGGAGUAGCGUUACCAAGGGGUAGUGGAAUUGUUACAAGAUGCCCUCUUGAGCUCAAAAUGAUAAGAACUAAAGAUGAAGAGAAAUGGCAUGGGAGAAUCAGCUACCAGGACAAAGAGGAAGAAAUAGAUGACCCAGCAGAAGUGGAGAAAAAGAUUCGUGAAGCCCAGGAUGAGAUGGCUGGAGUAGGUGUUGGUAUUAGUGAUGAACUCAUCAGUCUGCAGAUCACCUCUGCCAAUGUUCCUGACCUCACUCUCAUUGACCUCCCUGGUAUCGCACGAGUGGCAGUCAAGGGGCAACCUGAGAAUAUUGGAGAUCAGAUUAAGAGACUGAUCAGGAAGUUUGUUACGAAGCAAGAAACAAUCAACCUGGUUGUGGUGCCAUGCAAUGUUGACAUCGCAACCACAGAAGCGUUACAGAUGGCUCAGGGGGAGGACCCUGAGGGAGAAAGAACAUUAGGCAUCUUAACAAAGCCGGAUCUGGUGGACAAGGGCACUGAAGGGACAGUCGUAGACAUUGUGCACAAUGAGGUCAUUCACCUUACUAAAGGCUACAUGAUUGUGAGGUGCAGGGGACAAAAAGAGAUUUUAGAUCAUGUCACUCUUAAUGAGGCCACAGAAACAGAGAAGGCCUUCUUCAAAGACCAUUCUCAUUUCAGCAAACUCUAUGAAGAAGGUUUUGCCACUAUUCCCAUCUUAGCUGAGAAACUAACAAUUGAGCUGGUUCAUCACAUUCAGAAAUCUCUGCCUCGUUUAGAAGAGCAAAUCGAGGCGAAGCUUGCUGAAACACAGAAGGAACUGGAGGCAUACGGCGAUGGACCCCCAACAGACCCUGGAGAAAGACUGAGAUUUCUUAUUGAUAAAGUUACAGCUUUCACUCAAGAUUUGUUCAGCCUGACCACUGGGGAAGAGGUUAAAUGUGCUUCAGAUCUACUGAUUUUUCCAGAAUUUCGUCGAGAAUUUGCAAAAUGGAAUAGCUUCUUGGUUUAUUCAGGAGUUUCCUUUAACAGGAAGAUUGCGGAAGAAGUUGAAAGCUAUGAAGCUAAGUAUCGGGGAAGAGAGCUUCCAGGAUUCAUCAAUUAUAAGACCUUUGAAGGGCUUGUCAGGGCACAAAUCAAGCUUUUGGAGGAACCUGCAUUAAAGACACUGAAGACCAUCUCUGAUGUAGUAAGAAGGAAGUUCAUCCAGAUGGCCCAGUGCAGCUUCACUGGAUUCCCUAAUCUUCUGAAAAUAGCAAAGACUAAGAUUGAAGCCAUCAAGCAGGAUAAAGAAUCCUUGGCAGAAUCCAUGCUGAAGACCCAAUUCAAGAUGGAGCUCAUUGUUUACAGUCAAGAUGGCACAUACAGCCAGAGUCUGCAACAUGCAAAGGAUAAGCUGAAGAAGGAAGAUGAUGAUGAUGAAUAUGAGGAAGAUGAAUGGUCCCAAAGGUUUCAAUUUGUGGGUGUAGACAUUUGCACAGGUGGCCAUGCCACCUUGCGUGAGCUGAGGUUGCACCUUGAGUCCUACUACAUGAUUGCAAGCAAGCGUCUAGCUGACCAGAUCCCAAUGGUGAUCCGCUAUCUGCUGCUCCAGGAAGCAGCUUUGGAGCUCCAAAGGAACAUGUUGCAGUUGCUGCAAAAUAAAGAUGAUGCAGACAACCUGCUUAAAGAAGACUUUGACAUUGGCCUAAAGCGGGAGAGCUUACUGAGUCGCCAGAAACGUCUCAUGAAAGCACGCAGCCUCUUGCUUACCUUUUAGAAUCACUUUGUUUAAUCGAAUCCAAAUAUUAUGAUCAAUGCAAGUUAUGCAAUAAAAUCAUACGCUGGUAGUGAACAACAUUGGCAGCAAAGAAUGUAAACAUUCAUGCUGGUGAAUGGUUUUAUUUGAGAUAGCAAUUGAGUACUUAUGAAUAGGCUGUAUUUUUUUCAAGUCCUUUAAUAAUAUACUGUAUCUAUUCCUGAAAUUACUUUUUUAACCUUAAGACCCUCCUUAUGUAAUAAUAAUGCCCUUGUUCAACGUCAAUAAAGUGUACUUCUUUUGGGUCUAUAGUGCAGGACAUUGUAGUAUCUUUAAAAAAAAUAAAUAAACACAUGACACAUCAAAGUUCCA